AGAGAGCUGAAAGUGAAAGACAGAGACACGACAAGACAUCGCUGUCUGAACCUCUGCAAUGCUUCUAAAUUCACUCACUUCGCUUUUAUAAUCUCUGUGUGUGUCAAAUUUCGGGCUCCGUAAACCGACCCGAAAACCGAAGAAAACCCGACUCUCAUCUGCCCCUUAUUAAUCGUCGGCCCUGCAUUUUCCAUCACUUUCCUGGGGGAAAAAAGGGGGAAGCAGUUGCAGAAGAAAAUGUACUCUGGAAUUCGGUCGUUACAUUUGGAUGGAAAUGUGGGAGGGUCGUUUGAUGCCUGCAACUUGCCCGGCGAUCCUUGUUUGGUCCUAACGACGGAUCCGAAGCCCAGACUCCGAUGGACGGCUGAGCUGCACGAACGCUUCGUCGAUGCCAUUGUUCAACUCGGCGGCCCUGACAAAGCAACUCCAAAGACUAUCAUGAGAACAAUGGGCGUAAAAGGCCUUACCCUCUAUCACUUGAAAUCACAUCUUCAGAAAUACCGUCUGGGGAAGCAAUCUUGCAAGGAAUCGAUCGAUAAUUCUAAGGAUGCUUCUUGUGUGGCAGAAAGUCAGGACACUGGUUCAUCGACAACAUCGUCGAAAAUGAUAGCUCAAGAGUUUAAUGAUGGUUACCAGGUUACCGAAGCUCUUAGAGUACAGAUGGAAGUGCAACGAGGACUACAUGAACAGUUAGAGGUACAACGUCGUCUUCAACUUCGGAUUGAAGCGCAAAGCAAAUACCUAGAGUCAAUACUCGAGAAAGCCUGUAAAGCUCUGAACGAUCAGACGGCCACUUCCGCCAGUCUUGAAGCUGCCAAAGAAGAGCUCUCCGAACUGGCGAUCAAGGUUUCCAACAAUUGUCAAGGGAUGGUCCCUCUCGAUAACAUUUUGCCUUCCUUACCCGAACUUGCUGCGGUUUUAGAGAACAAAGCUACUACCUCGAAUACGCCGGCCCAAGUCGGCGACUGCUCCGUCGAAAGCUGCUUGAAGAAGAGGCAAAGACCCUUGUUUGGUAAUGGUGACCCUUUGCCUUCGGAUGGCAAUUUAAGGGCAGAAAUGGAGUGGGUGAUGCCUAAUAUUAGUUAAUUCAAGGACAUUUCC
Hibiscus syriacus is the source of this 1101-nucleotide messenger RNA. Its product is annotated as protein PHR1-LIKE 3-like. The transcript has 6 exons. Bases 238 to 1086 code for a protein of 282 amino acids. Lineage: Eukaryota; Viridiplantae; Streptophyta; Magnoliopsida; Malvales; Malvaceae. Gene Ontology annotation, molecular function: DNA binding; DNA-binding transcription factor activity. The record is from RefSeq and is a predicted model, not a curated record.